AAUGAACCUGGAACUGCGAGAAAUCCGAUUGAAAUGCUGCCUCUGUGAGCUAGAAUUGCUACCCAUUUUCAGCAGGUGGAAGACAUGACAGCGGCAUCAGCUUCGCGAACAGCAUCCACACCGUUGGCUGACGACAAUGCUAUUGGAGGGACCACAAGCGGAGGAACGAACCUGGAAGCUGCUUUUGAUAGUGCAACCGGACCCUCAUUACCAACCGUGCAUUGUCUCAUAGCAGCGACAUCCUCAACGUUGCAAGCCGAAACACCGACCGCAGGGGAAAGUUUGCAAACACCAGCAAUGAGCCCAGAGCAGCCAAAUUCUACCAGUCUCUUCCCAGAAAUUGCCCUCGACCGGUUUCGCCGGCAGGAAGAUGCACUGCACUCAGAGCUUUUCAAAAAGAAACGAGCUCUCUUUGAUAUUCAGCACGAUGUUGAUGGAUUGCGCGCUGAAAUAGAGGUUAACAGGAGGCACGAACAAGAGUGGAAUACUGCUGUGCAACAGUUGAUCACCGAAAAUAUUCAGCUUGUCCAAGCGUUAGCUCUCCUCAACAUCUCUACUCCAGUUUUGAACGACCGCCUUAUAUCGAUCGCAGAGAGACAUAGCAAAGACGUUGGAACAUUAACUGCUAAAAAUCUGGCAGCGGCCCUGGCUCAGGCCCAGGAACAGAAACAGCAACAGCAGCAAUCUAAAUCCAGGCAUAGAACAGCAAGUAGAAUCCCGAGCACGAUGGGCAUGAACAAUGACGGUCAUCAACGUACCGGAAGUCGAAGCGCGAGUCGCAUGGGAAGUGUAAUGGGAUCAAUGGACUUGUCAGCUCCAUGCUCCAAGAAGGGAUCGGAAGAAGUUCUCAGCCAACAUCCUCGCCCUGCGAGAAAAUAAACGUUACCCAUAUGUAAAUAAUGAACACUUCUAUCAAUCAUGUUUCUAGGCUUUAAUAUUAACCAGU
Messenger RNA from Spizellomyces punctatus DAOM BR117, 946 nucleotides. RefSeq lists its product as uncharacterized. NCBI's taxonomy places the organism in Eukaryota, Fungi, Chytridiomycota, Chytridiomycetes, Spizellomycetales, Spizellomycetaceae. The coding region runs from base 85 to 879 and encodes 264 amino acids. The transcript is spliced from 2 exons. The record is from RefSeq and is a predicted model, not a curated record.